Fraxinus pennsylvanica is the source of this 588-nucleotide messenger RNA. The record is from the annotation of a GenBank genome assembly. Lineage: Eukaryota; Viridiplantae; Streptophyta; Magnoliopsida; Lamiales; Oleaceae.
AUGGACUUAAGGCUUCAUGGUCUCCUCCUUUCCACUACACAAAGGGCCCCAAAGGUCAGCGUUUCUAGUUCAUUUUCACGUAUUAGAGCUCCCCUUACUAUGCAUGAUUCCAACUUUGAAUAUUUUGUUUCAGUCAAAAGUCACAAAAAUAGUUCUGUUACUAGUUAUAGUAGUGGGAGUGAGGCGGAGUAUGAAGGAUUUGUGAGUGGUGAAGAUGAAUUUGAAAGUGCAUCUAAGAGGCAUCUCGAGAGUAACCUAGACGAGGAAGUUCUGGAAGAAACUCAUUUUGUUGAACCUUCUGUGAAGAACCCGGAUGGUGAAAUUGUUCAAAGAAGUGACGAUUUGAAUGAAUUUGCAUUUAGGGACAAUGGCGUAAUUGAGUUUCUAGAAGAGGUUGACAAUUUACUUUUGCAUGAUGAGAAUAAACGAGUUGUAGUCACAGAACAUAGGUUACCUUCUACUUCAUUUGCUGGUGGACAGAGUUCCAGAGAUCAUUCACAGGAGAUCGAUCGACAUGAUAUGACGGACUCAGAUGAAGAGGUAAACUCUGAUAGAGAAAUUGAUGGGUUUUCGGUAAAGCGGUGGUGA